AUGGUCGCCCAGUUGUGGGGUAACGCACGGGUCAGGACGCUGUCUGGAGCGUCACGUUCAGUCCCGGUCUCCCUGCUACAGGAAGGACGUUGUGGAAGGGUUCAGAUAAAGAUUUACGAGGACGUCCACCGUACCCAGGCCCUGGAGGACCCCCUCACCAACUCCCGCAAGGGGCGGAUCCCGCCUACCCCCUGCCUCCAUGCCCCCAGGGUCAGCAACCGCCGUUCCCCGGCCCCCACCCCACUCCGUACCCGGGGCCCCCGCAGGGACCCCACCCGGGGCCCUACCCGGGACCCCCCGGAGGGUUUGGACCUGGGAACCCCGCCUUCCCACCCCCUCCGCACUGCCCGCCUGGCCAAGCUGGACCCGGCCAAUACCCUUACCCCCCGGGCACGGGCCCUUACCCACCUGGACACGCGUGCUACCCCCAUCACAAGCACAAGAAGGGCAAGAAGGAGAAAAAGAAGGGCCACAAACAUGGAAAACAUGGAAAGGUUUGCGAACAGGAUCUUUGCCCCGGUGUGGAAUCGGGACAAUAUCGCGUCUGUCGUUCUCACAUUCAAGGAGCCGUUUGGAACUGAAGGCCGAGGGGGAUACUUCGAUGAAUUUGGGAUCAUCAGGGAUGUCAUGCAGAACCACAUGAUGCAGAUGUUGUGUCUUGUCGCCAUGGAGAAACCAGCAUCGACCAACUCCGACGAUGUCCGUGAUGAGAAGGUGUGGGAUCUUGCUGCGUCGUGUUGCUUCCAUCUCGCUGAUGCGGUGGAGCCUAUGGGGAACGGGGGAGGGAAUCGGCGGUGGGUUUGGGUGGAGGGGGGAGAGAGGAAGGAGGUGAACAGCGUGUGCUGACGCUAUCCCCCACCAUCUCCCCCACCCCCCGUGCCAGGAGUGCCGUUCGUGAUGCGGUGCGGGAAGGCGCUGAACGAGCGCAAGGCGGAGGUGCGCUUGCAGUUCCGCGACGUCCCCGGUGACAUCUUCCAGAGCCAGUGCAAACGCAACGAGCUGGUGAUUCGUGUGCAACCCAACGAGGCCAUCUACACCAAGAUGAUGACCAAGAAACCGGGAAUGUCCUUCCAUCCCGAGGAGGCCGAGCUGGACCUCACCUACGGGAGCCGCUACAAG
Messenger RNA from Rhincodon typus (whale shark), 1119 nucleotides. It is a transcript of the gene g6pd, whose product is annotated as glucose-6-phosphate dehydrogenase. Gene Ontology annotation, cellular component: cytosol. Gene Ontology annotation, molecular function: glucose-6-phosphate dehydrogenase activity; NADP binding. The record is from RefSeq and is a predicted model, not a curated record. The transcript has 5 exons. Gene Ontology annotation, biological process: glucose metabolic process; pentose-phosphate shunt, oxidative branch. The annotation marks the transcript as partial. Lineage: Eukaryota; Metazoa; Chordata; Chondrichthyes; Orectolobiformes; Rhincodontidae.